Nymphalis io (European peacock) is the source of this 2721-nucleotide messenger RNA. RefSeq lists its product as uncharacterized. Lineage: Eukaryota; Metazoa; Arthropoda; Insecta; Lepidoptera; Nymphalidae. The transcript has 6 exons. The record is from RefSeq and is a predicted model, not a curated record. The coding region runs from base 159 to 1133 and encodes 324 amino acids.
AGUUCCAAUGUAACAGUGGUCAUCUUAUUUUUUUAUAUCUCCUUGCAUUUUGAUACAAAAUAUUAGUAAUUCGUAAAGUGGUAUUACGUGAACAAGAUGAAAAUACGAUCCCACGCACUUCGAGAACGGUGGAAUGCGGCGCGCUAGCAACGAGUGAUAUGACGACGCGCAGUAGCGCGACCGCGAUUCGUGCGCGGCGCGGACACAAGGAGCGUUCUAAGAACUUCACAGAAUUGGAGAAGAGGACGGUACUCGAGCUGAUAGCGCGCCAUCGUGACGUGCUGCGGCAGGGACGCUCCAACAACGCGACCAACCGCAGCAAGCAGCUGGUGUGGUCUACAAUCUGCGAGGAGGUCAAUAAACGUUGCGGCGGCGACAGGCCGCGCACUCCUGCGCAGGUCAAGAUGUGGUAUGAAAAUUAUAAGAAAAAGUGUAAGAUGCGCGCACACGAUACACAGCCACCACCAGCGGAAGCGCCCGGCCUUCUCGAUGGCAUGCUCUGGCAAAGCAUUCACCCUCUAGAUGUCAAAGACGAAGAAGGCGAAGCGACAACAAGCGCGGAGGGCGCUCACAGCGUGAAGGAUGACGAUUGUAUACCUGUCAACAUGUCAAACGGCCGCCUAUCAACGAACGACAGCGACGAUACGAUGCCAAACGUACUCGAGCCCCAGGUCCAAAUUAUCCCCCAAUCCUCCCCCACGCCACCCCCAACAAAGUCCCUCCCUAACCCACAGAUCAAUCCGCUCACGCUUACCUCCCACCUUCCCAUCAUAACGAAUCCCUUACAAGCGAUCGAACAAGCUAGAAUUCAGCAGAAUUUUCUACAGAAAUUAAACGAAUUAUCGAACACACCUUUAAAUUUGAGCCAUUUGGACGACGAUAACAGGAAGAAUGGUCACGAUAGACAAGAUAAGUCAGAAGAGAUUAAACAUGACUACGGCUCCGCCACUGAAGAGGAGAGGUUAUACUUCACAGCGAAGAGGCAGCACGCGAUAUGGGAGCACGAAGCGAAAAUGAAAAUCCUGAACAUGGAACUCAGACAGAAGGAGGAAAUAUUUUCAUUGCAAAAGCAACUCUUUCUCAUCGAGUUAAGAUUAAAAAUGGAUUUCUUAGAAAAGGCCAGCGCGAAGUGAAACAAUGUCGGUCCUAUACGUUUUCCGUCUCUCUUGCGCUGGUUAUGCAAGGGAUGUAUUCCCUAUUGGGAAUUGUUGCGCGAAAGAGACAACUAUUGAUUAAGGUUUAUUCAGAUGCCAUAGUCCAUACAGUGCCAUCGUAAAGUAAUAUUAAAGCUACCAUAUUUUUUGUGCUAAGGUGUCGUUCUAUUCAGCCCAAUUUGACAGUAUUUUUUUAAUAUGAAAUAUUAUGAAAACUUAGAAAUUGGGCGUUAUUGCUUGCUAAGGAAAGGUUUCGAAUUAAAGCAGGUUUUUGGUGCGAUUUAAUUUUUUUAAAUAUUUUUGAUAGAUCAUUUUCUUUAAAACGAUUCGUACCAAAUUUGGGCUUCGAUAUGUGAUGUUUAAAGUUAGGGAUACAUUAUUUUUGUAAUCUUCAUUUCGUAUAGUUUAUUUUGUACAUUAUUUUUUUUUUUAGUUUUUUUUUUAGUGCAUAUAAUGUGCUUAAAGUUUUAUUAGCCGCGUUUGUAUGCGGAUUUAUUUUUUAUAGUAUUAUAUUUUCAAGAUGGCAGCUAAAAUAUCAUGCAACAAACGAAAUAACUGCCAAAUAUAUAGAAUUUUGCAUAAUUGUUAUAUUUUUAACGUUAUAGGUACUUAGUGCUCUAGACGGAGCGUAUUUUUUUUUCAUCUUAGGCUAGAGUCCCCGCUUUUGGGGACCAACUUGGACAUUUAGUGUCGAGUCCUUUGGCAAAGUGGUAUAAGUGAAAAUCCUAGUCUAGUAAUUUUCGUUUUAAUUUUAUGAAGUAGUUAUCUAAGAUAUUAUUAAAUUAAAAAAAAAAAAACGCACACUAUGAAUAUUCUGAACAGCGAUAGAUCUAUAUUUUUCGCGUUUGAUUUAUAUAUCUAUAGAUAUAAAUAUUCUUAACGCACGAAUAGAUCGAUUUUGAUGCGAUUCAGUGUAUUUUCUUUAUACGACAUUAGUUUUUAACUACUUCAUAAAAUUUCAUUUUCAAGUCAGCGACGUGCCAAUAACGAGAACCAUUGUUAUGUAAUUAUUAUAUAUAGUUAUUACAUUUAUAAGAUAUAGAUGAAAUAUUAAAAAAAAAAAAAAAAUAUGAUACGUAAAGUAGACAAUCCCUACGGAAAUAUGAAAUUCGAAGCAGUAUGAUAUUAAUAACAUUGUAAGUAAUUUAUAUUGUAGGAAUUGAAAUAAAAAUCAGUACAAAAAUGUUGUUAGAAAAAAAUAAUUAAAUAAUAUAUUACCUCAUACUGACAGUGUAUUGUACAUAAAUAGAUAUAGUUGUGUAAAGAUUUAGAAAACUUUUAUAUGGGACUUACACCCUCUUUUGUUGUUCACGGUAUAAAAUGUUGCCAGAUAUAAAAAAGAAAUCUGUAAUGGCAACACUGGCGUUUUUAACAAACAAUUUUACAAUGUGAUGUAUUUAAUAAGAUCUCAACACAGACAUAAAAAUAUUUUAUCAGGUAUAAUAAAGCAACAUAUAAUAACAAUUGUACGAUUGUGUUUCGUAUUAAUUUUUAUUUGAUUCACUAUUAAGUUAAUCUGAUUAAAUUGGAUAUUAUUGAUAUUGAAUAAAGAAUUUAUUUUCUGUUC